This is a messenger RNA of Dermacentor albipictus, 1401 nucleotides long. RefSeq names its product muscle-specific protein 20-like. Lineage: Eukaryota; Metazoa; Arthropoda; Arachnida; Ixodida; Ixodidae. The record is from RefSeq and is a predicted model, not a curated record. Gene Ontology annotation, cellular component: actin cytoskeleton. Gene Ontology annotation, biological process: actin filament organization; actomyosin structure organization. Gene Ontology annotation, molecular function: actin filament binding.
AGGCACCUUGGCCGCAGCGCAUCCCAACACUGUGCCCAGUCGGAGUCCAGUGCUCGCCCCGAACGCACCGAGGAACAACCUUUCGCUUAGCGCACGCUACCAACACACAACACACAAGCCAUGGCUAACCGCGGACCCGCCUACGGACUCAGCGCCCAAGUCCAGAACAAGAUCGCUGGCAAGCGUGACCCAGCUCUGGAGGAGAGCAUCAUUCAGUGGAUGAGCGCCAUCCUUGGUCAGCCCCUGCCCAACGGUGACUUCGGUGACAUCCUCCGCGACGGCGUCGUCCUCUGCAACCUGAUGAACAAGCUGAUGCCCGGUUGCAUCCCCAAGAUCAACACCUCCGGUGGACAGUUCAAGCUUAUGGAGAACAUCACCCACUUCCAGAACGCCGCCAAGGCCUGGGGCGUGCCCGAAAUCGACGUCUUCCAGACCGUUGACCUGUGGGAGAAGAGGAACAUCCCCCAGGUUGCACAGUGCCUGAUGGCCGUUGGCCGCGCUUGCUACAUGCACCCCGAGUACCGGGGACCCUGCCUGGGACCCAAGCCCGCCGAGGAGCAGAAGCGCGAAUGGACGCAGGAGCAGCUGCGUGCCGGUGAAGGCAUCAUCAACCUGCAGUACGGCUCCAACAAGGGCGCCACCCAGAGCGGCCAGAACUUCGGCAACACCCGGCACAUGGAGGGUUUCAGGAGCCCUGGACGGCGGUGGGUCUUAGUCGUGGUCUGCCCCGGCUCCUCACUGCCGUCACCGUCUACCCACCGCUGUGGUCAAUUGCCCCUCGCGCUUUCCUUGCCUCGGCUGCUGCUGCUGCUGCUGCUGCUGCUGCCCAGUGUGGUCGUCAUGGCUUACCGUGGUCCGGCGUACGGUCUUAGCGCGCAGAUCGCAAGCAAGAUUGCAUCGAAACGUGAUCCCGAACUGGAAUCUCAGAUCUUGGACUGGAUCGAAGAGGUGCUUGAACAGCGGCUACCCCAGGCACCAUACGAAGAAGUUCUUCGGGAUGGCGUCGUACUAUGCAAGCUUAUGAACGCCCUGAACCCGGGCAGCAUUCCAAAGAUCAACACCACUGGUGGCCAGUUCAAGAAGAUGGAGAACAUCGUGAUGUUCCAGAAUGCGGCCAAGAACUGGGGCGUGCCUGAUGUCGACGUCUUCCAGACUGUUGACCUCUGGGAGCGCAGGAACAUCCCGCAGGUCUCGCAGUGCAUUCUAGCACUGGGACGAGCGUGCUACCUGCACCCGGAGUACCAGGGACCUUGCCUGGGACCCAAGCCGGCCGAGGAGAACAAGAGGCACUUCAGCGAACAGCAGCUGAGGGCAGGAGAAGGCAUCAUCAACCUCCAGUACGGCACAAACAAGGGCGCCAACGCGAGCGGCAUCAACUUCGGCAACACGAGACACAUGUAA